CAGCAGUUGCGACGUUGUUGGGUUCUCGGCUUGUUCAGUCGUCUGCACCAUCACUGGCUGCAUAUAAUGUAAACGUUCUCUACGACUUUUACAUCAGCCAUGUUACCUUUUGUGCCAUAUAUUUCUUGGCAAUAGUACCACUUCAGCUGUCUUGUCAGCAUGGUCGUCCAGCCGUGCGCUCGGCCUAUCAAGCUCGAGACGCUUAACAAAAAGCGUCUCGCAGUUGACGCGUCAAUCUGGAUAUACCAGUUCCUCAAAGCCGUACGAGACAAGGAGGGUAAUGCGCUACGUAAUUCCCAUAUUGUUGGCUUCUUCCGUCGAAUAUGCAAGCUGCUGUACUUCGGCAUCAAACCGGUGUUUGUUUUUGACGGUGGAGCUCCCGUCUUGAAACGACAGACGAUUGCCGGCAGGAAGAAGCGCCGAGAAGGCCGCAGGGAAGAUGCAGUGAGAACGGCUGGGAAGCUGCUUGCAGUGCAGAUGCAGCGAUCCGCAGAGGAGGAAGCAGCCAGGCAAAAAAAGGCAGCUUCGAGACAGGAUGAAGAGGAGGUGCCGGACAACCCGGUUUAUGUUGAGGAGACCUACUUGACAGAGAAAGAGAAGCGGCAGGGCCGAGCGUUCAGGAAGAAGGAUGCGUACCAUCUUCCAGACUUGCACGUUUCGUUGGAGGAGAUGGGUGCUCCAGACGACCCUCGCAUUAUGUCCCGCGCCGAGCUGGAAGAAUAUGCGAGACAGUUCCACCAGGGCGAGGAUAUCAAUCUCUACGACUUUUCCAAAAUUGACUUUGAUAGCCCUUUCUUCAUCAGUUUACCUGCUACUGAUCGGUACAAUAUCCUGAAUGCUGCCAGGCUGAGAAGUCGUCUACGUAUGGGCUACUCCAAGGAACAAUUAGACAAAAUGUUCCCAGAUCGCAUGGCGUUCUCGAAAUUUCAGAUUGAGCGUGUCAAGGAAAGGAACGAUCUCACGCAGCGGUUGAUGAAUUUGAACGGGAUGAACGGUGAAGAAGCAUUCUAUAACUCAGGGCAGCGAAUCGCCGGCGAACGAGGAAGAGAAUACGUACUCGUUAAAGACAACGCAGUUGAGGGCGGCUGGGUGCUCGGUGUUGUAGGCAACAAAGGUGAAGGUCAUGCCGAUAGACCUAUUGAUGUGGACCGAUACGGCCAGGGGGAAGUGAUUUUUGACCACGAAGAAGCUUCAGAUGGGGAUGAUGGUGCAUUCGAGGACAUUCCUAUUGAAGGCCUCAACCGACUUCCCAAGCUUAAUUUCCCUCAAAAAGACGCAUUCCACGAAUCGAUUGAGAAGCAGAUGACCGGUGUUUCUAGAAGGCGCGAUUCGUUGUUCCAGGAGACUGAGGAUAACUCUCUCUUUGUUCAAGACGGUGACCUAGAAGGUGCACUGCAUCAUCAGAAUCACCACAUCGAUGACGUCCCUGGCGGCACUGUCGACAGUGAAGAUGAAGAUCUCCAAAGAGCAAUUGCAAUGUCUCUGGAGCCUUCCGCUUCUCGUGUCGAAGACAUGCCAGAUAUCCCACUUAACCGCAACGACGUGCCUGCUGCGUCGACAAAGGAGACUUCGCCUGGUCUUGCAGAGAGUGACGAUGACGAGAUGGACUUUGCCGCUGCAUUGGCGCAGUCCCGCAGGACGAAAAGGAAGCCAUCCACUUCAGUUCCCCGUCCAGUCAUGGACCAUCCGUUCGAGGGCCCACUUCCUUUUGAAUCUAUCAGAUUGAAACCGUCCAAGGUGGAGAAGCCUCCACCUGAGGACCUAGACGAGGAAGCGGAAUUUGUCGUCGAUAAGAUUGACAACACCUCAUUGGAAGCUUAUCGGGAUAGAGCGAUGACCCCAGACCAUCUCUUCCUGAAAGAACAUCGAUCUCCGGAUGUGAUAGAUGUGGAUAAGAUGCCAGGACCGGAGGAGGUUAUCGACCUGGAAGCAGAACCGAAGACAGAGAAACUCGAUACUGCAGUACCUUCAAGUACAGAAAACGCGGAAAUACAGUUGGACGAUGUUGUAGUACCAACGGUCUCCGAUAAUGAUAAGGCAAUAGAGGAAGCGACGUUUGAACGGAAACCUACAGAUGGCGAAACCCCCUCGACCGAGACCAAAAAGAAUGUUGCACAUGACUCACCAUCCCCUGAGCCCGAGUUCGAAGAUGUUACCAUACGGACAGAAGCAAAACCGACAGAGGUCAUGGUGACCGGAAACGAGUCUCAGACCUUUGUGGGGAGUGAUCAAGCACAUGUGGUUGUCGAGGAUGACGAAGACUUUUCCGACCCAGAAGACGAAGAGUUGAUGCGUCAACUUGCUGCUGAAGGCGAAGAGCACGUUCGAUUCGCUGCCACUCUGAACAACAAUGCGCUACAAAGCAGCACUUUUGACUACGAGCAGGAGCUCAGGCAGUUGCGAUCCCAGCAGAAAAAGGACCGUAGAGAUGCAGAUGAGGUGACGCAGGUGAUGAUCACCGAGUGUCAGCAGCUCUUGAGCCUUUUUGGCUUGCCGUAUAUUACAGCGCCCAUGGAAGCCGAGGCUCAAUGCGCCGAACUGGUCUCAUUAGGCCUGGUCGACGGGAUCAUCACCGAUGACAGCGACAUUUUCCUCUUUGGCGGCAAUCGUGUUUACAAGAACAUGUUCAACCAGGGCAAGUUCGUCGAGUGCUAUCUCACCUCAGACAUGGAAAAGGAAUAUGCGCUUCAUCGGCGAAAGCUGAUCAGCCUCGCGCACCUUCUUGGUAGCGAUUACACAGAAGGGAUCAGUGGCAUCGGACCGGUGACCGCGUUGGAAGUUCUCACCGAGUUUUCCAGCCUAGAGGAGUUUCGUGACUGGUGGACGCAGAUUCAGACGGGGAUGUACGUCCCCGAGACGCACACAGCUUUCUACAAAAAGUUCAAAAAGACUGCAACCAAGAUCUUCAUCCCUCCUACUUUUCCCGAUCCGCAAGUAGAUAAGGCGUACCUCGAGCCCGAGGUCGAUUCCGAUCCAUCACAGUUUCAAUGGGGCGUCCCCGACCUACAUGGACUCCGAAAUUUCCUUAUGACCACGAUUGGGUGGAGCCAGGAACGCACGGACGAGGUUCUUUUACCAGUCAUCCGCGACAUGAAUCGCAGAGAACAGGAGGGCACUCAAUCCAACAUCACCAACUUCUUCAGUGGCCCUCAAGGAGCCGGUGCAUUCGCGCCACGCGUGCGUUCGGCAGGCCAAAGCAGAAUGGAGAAGGCGUUCAGUCGUCUACGGCAGGAAGCUGGAGCGGAGACUCAUCAGUCUACAUCUACAGGAGAGACAGAUACUGGUGCAGAUGCCUCUACAGAUGAUCAAACAACCUCCAGAAACAGUCAAAAGAAAGCCAAGGGAAGGAAGAGACCGCAAGCUAAAGAUACCAUCACAUCUUCUGCUGAUGCUGACGGUGAGAGUAUGACGCCGAAGAAACAAAAGACACGACGGUCAACGAACAGGUAGAUAUGGCGGCCCCGGUGGACCAGAAGACCCACUGUUCGUCAUGAAGUUGCAGAGUGGAGGAUCAACGCGGCCAAGGAUCCUGAGAGAUCUGAGCGAUCCGAAUGCGGCGGGUCGAUCACCCGAAGCUUCAAUCUGUAUCAUUGGAUUUGUCUCAAAUUCAAAUGAACACAGCCCUAAUAAUAUAUGUAAAUAUCAAUUUGUGGCCGGUCUGAUCUACACCGUGCAUGAUAGAUUUCGCAGUGAUCGUUUACUGCUAAGGCAUGCAUAAGCUUC
Aspergillus novofumigatus IBT 16806 is the source of this 3723-nucleotide messenger RNA. RefSeq names its product ssDNA endodeoxyribonuclease RAD2. The coding region runs from base 160 to 3450 and encodes 1096 amino acids. Lineage: Eukaryota; Fungi; Ascomycota; Eurotiomycetes; Eurotiales; Aspergillaceae. Gene Ontology annotation, cellular component: nucleus. The transcript is spliced from 3 exons. Gene Ontology annotation, biological process: nucleotide-excision repair. The record is from RefSeq and is a predicted model, not a curated record. Gene Ontology annotation, molecular function: single-stranded DNA binding; DNA endonuclease activity.